Messenger RNA from Homarus americanus (American lobster), 480 nucleotides. Its product is annotated as merozoite surface protein CMZ-8-like. The transcript has 2 exons. NCBI's taxonomy places the organism in Eukaryota, Metazoa, Arthropoda, Malacostraca, Decapoda, Nephropidae. The record is from RefSeq and is a predicted model, not a curated record. The coding region runs from base 1 to 480 and encodes 159 amino acids.
AUGACCACGUGGCCUUCUAUUGUGUCGCUUUCGGGACCCUUCAAUCCACCACAGGAACCCUUCAAUCCACCACAGGAACCCUUCAAUCCACCACAGGGACCCUUCAAUCCACCACAGGAACCAUUCAAUCCACCACAGGGACCCUUCAAUCCACCACAGGAACCCUUCAAUCCACCACAGGGACCCUUCAAUCCACCACAGGGACCCUUCAAUCCACCGCAGAACUCUUCAAUCCACCACAAGGGACCCUUCCAAUCCACCACAGGGACCCCUUCCAAUCCUACAGGGACCCUUCAAUCCACCACAGGGAACCUUCAAUCCACCACAGGGACCCUUCAAUCCUACAGGGACCUUUCCAUCCUACAGGGACCCUUCAAUCCACCACCAGAACCCUUCAAUCCUACAGGGACCCUUCAAUCCACCACAGAGGGACCUUUCCAUCCUACAGGGACCCUUCAAUCCACGUCUUCCCCCAGGUGA